UCCACGUGGGCAGCGAUACAGAUGGGCACAGGGAUUAGGAGACUGGGAAGCCGCAUCCAAUCUCCCCACCCGACCCGCGCCGCCGUGCGCCACCACCUCCUCGCGGCCAACGCAGCCUCCGCGCCGUCAGCGAUAGCCCAACCCCAGCUGAGCCGAUGGCGGCGGCGCUAUCCGCGCUCCCGCGCGCCGCUGCGCGCCUCGCGCUGCGUGGCGGCUGCCGGCCUCCCUUCCGCGCCCUAUGCGCCGCCGCGCCGUCUCCGGCGCCGCGGAGGCUGGUGCUGUACACCAAGCCCGGGUGCUGCCUCUGUGACGGCCUCAAGGAGAAGCUCCGCGCCGCCUCCCUGCUCACCGGCACUCCGUACUCCCUCGCGUCCCUCGAGCUCCAGGAGAGGGACAUCACGACGAAUCCGGAGUGGGAGCGGCUGUACCAGUACGAGAUCCCGGUGCUCGCCAAGGUGCUUCCCGACGGCACCGAGGAAGUACUUCCCAGAUUAUCGCCCCGUCUAAGUGUGGAGUUGGUACAGAAGAAAAUAUAUUCUGCGCUUGAUGAGUAAGGAGACCUGUUUUUUGGGGACAAAAAUGAGUUAGUUUUAUGAAUUAAUAGCUCCAUCUGUAAGAUUGCCAAUUGAUAACAUGAUGGUUGGUGUAACGUGUUCUUCAUUGAAAUACAUGAUUUUCAACUUGCUUGA
Molecule: messenger RNA, 689 nt
Organism: Phragmites australis (common reed)
Lineage: Eukaryota; Viridiplantae; Streptophyta; Magnoliopsida; Poales; Poaceae
Exons: 3
Coding region: 156-554 (132 amino acids)
Source: RefSeq, a predicted model, not a curated record